Molecule: messenger RNA, 2472 nt
Organism: Argentina anserina (silverweed cinquefoil)
Lineage: Eukaryota; Viridiplantae; Streptophyta; Magnoliopsida; Rosales; Rosaceae
Product: ent-kaurene synthase 5, chloroplastic
Exons: 14
Coding region: 67-2421 (784 amino acids)
Biological process (GO): gibberellin biosynthetic process
Cellular component (GO): chloroplast
Molecular function (GO): magnesium ion binding; terpene synthase activity
Source: RefSeq, a predicted model, not a curated record
AAUCUGCAGUUUCUAAUCCACACUCCAUUUUCAAACAGUCACUCUUUCAAAGGUUUUGCUUCAACAAUGUCCUCCCACCUCAGCAUUUUCAGGUGUUGCAAAUCUUUCUCAUCAGGAAAAGAUCUCUUGCAACAAGUAGAUUCAAACACUGUUGGUUUGAAGUUUGGGGCAACUAAACAACGAAUACAGAAGAUGUUCAGCAAGGUUGAACUUUCUGUUUCCUCAUAUGACACUGCUUGGGUGGCAAUGGUCCCUUCUCCAGAUUCUGCAAAGGAGCCCUUUUUCCCUGAAUGCGUAAAUUGGUUGAUGGAUAAUCAACUCCAAGAUGGCUCAUGGGGUUCUCCUAAUUUGCAUCCAUUGCCAAUAAAAGAUGCUCUCUCAUCCACCUUUGCAUGUAUACUUGCGCUAAAGCAAUGGAGUGUUGGUGAAGAACAAAUUAACAAGGGGCUGCAUUUUAUUGAGUCAAACUUAGCUUCAGCUACUGAUGAAGAGCAGCCAUCGCCUGUUGGGUUUGAUAUAAUAUUUCCUGCUAUGAUUGAAUCUGCAAUGAGUUUGAAUAUGAAUCUUCCCCAGGGUGGAUCAAAAUUAAAGGCUUUAUUUGACAGGAGAGACUUUGAGCUUAAAAGAGGCUAUGGAAGCAACUCGGAGGGGUGGAAAGCCUAUAUAGCAUAUAUUUCCGAAGGAUUUGGAAAGUCACAGGAUUGGAAGAUGGUCAUGAAGCACCAAAGGAAGAAUGGGUCUUUAUUUAAUUCACCAUCAGCUACUGCUUCUGCAUUUACUCACAGUAAGAAUGCUGGUUGUCUUGAUUACCUGCGUGCACUCAUCGAGAAGUUUGGUAAUGCAGUUCCAACAGUUCAUCCUCUAGGUCAUUAUGCUCGCCUUUCUAUGGUUUCAACUCUUGAUGGUUUGGGUAUUGAUCGACACUUCAGGGAGGAAAUGAGGAGUGUACUAGAUGAAACAUACAGAUGCUGGCUGCAGGGGGAUGAAGAUAUAUUUUCAGAUGCUGCCACCUGUGCUAUGGCAUUUCGACUCUUACGACUUCAUGGAUAUGAAGUUUCUGCAGAUCCAUUGAGUCAAUUUUCAGAAGAAUGUUUCUUCAAUUCCCUUGGAGGACAUCUGAAGGACACCAAUUCAGCUUUAGAAAUUUUUAGGGCUUCAGAAGUCAUCAUUCAUCCAGAUGAAUCAGUUCUAGAUAAACAAAACCACUGGACAAGUAAUUUCCUAAAACAGGUGUUUUCCAAUAAUUUAACUCAGCCUCAGAGAACCAAGAAGCAUAUUGGCCUCGAGGUAAGUGAUGCUCUUAAGUUUCCUUCCUAUGCAACUUUGGGUUGGUUGUCAAGCAGGAGAGCAAUAAUAUCUUACAACACCAACAGUACAAGGAUUUUAAAGUCUUCUUAUCGUUGUUUGAAUAUUGGGAAUGUCGACUUCCUAAAACUGGCAGUGGAAGACUUCAAUAUGUGUCAAAAGAUACAUCGUGAAGAACUCGAAUAUCUUUCAAGGUGGGUUGUCAACAGCAGAUUAGACAAGCUAAAAUUUGCUAGGCAGAAGCUGGACUACUGUUAUUUCACUGCUGCUGGAACCCUUUUCCCUCCUGAACUAUCAGACGUUCGCAUAUCAUGGGCCAAAAAUAAUGUAGUUACAACUGUAGUCGAUGAUUUCUUUGACAUUGGAGGCUCUGAAGAGGAACUGGUUAACCUUGUAGAAUUGGUUAAGAAGUGGGAUGUAAAUCCCAGCACUGAUUCUUGCUCCGACAACGUUGAAAUCAUUUUUUCAGCAAUCAAGAGCUUAGUUAGUGAGACUGGCAUCAAUGCAUUCGCAAGGCAAAACCGCAGUGUGACAAAUCACAUCAUUGAGAUAUGGUUGGAUUUGCUCAAGUCUAUGUUGAACGAAGCCAAGUGGUUGAUGAACAAGUCGGCACCAACACUGGAGGAAUACUUGGAAAAUGCGUAUGUCUCAUUUGCCAUGGGACCUAAUGUCCUUUCAAAUCUGUAUCUGGUAGGGCCUAAGCUCUCAGAGGAUGCCGUACAGAGUUCAGAAUACCAUAGUCUGUAUAGACUACUGAGCACUGUUGGGCGUCUUCUCAAUGAUAUGCAAAGCUACAAGAGGGAAGCUGCGGAAGGGAAGCUAAAUGCUGUAACAUUGGCCAUCAUUCAUGGGAAUGGUAGUGUCAGCGAAGAAGACGCCAUAAAUGAGAUGAAGAGUAUCAUCACCAGUAAGAGGAGAGAACUAAGAAGACUAGUUUUGCAGGACAAGGAUAGUGUCGUUCCAAGUGCUUGCAAGGAAUUGUUUUGGAACAUGAGCAGAAUUUUGCAUCUAUUUUAUGAAAGGCACGACGGAUACACCGCCAACGACAUGAUGAAAACUGUAAAUGAGCUAACUCAUGAACCCAUCAUUCUCGAAGACUUGCAAAGUAGAAUGUAAAUGGGUUUGUGCUCUAGCUACUCAUGGAACUUUGAUAUCCGAACUUCAUUU